Molecule: messenger RNA, 2195 nt
Organism: Aricia agestis (brown argus)
Lineage: Eukaryota; Metazoa; Arthropoda; Insecta; Lepidoptera; Lycaenidae
Gene: SCaMC
Product: calcium-binding mitochondrial carrier protein SCaMC-2
Exons: 8
Coding region: 236-1681 (481 amino acids)
Biological process (GO): transmembrane transport
Cellular component (GO): mitochondrial inner membrane
Molecular function (GO): calcium ion binding; ATP transmembrane transporter activity
Source: RefSeq, a predicted model, not a curated record
CGUGUUUGAGUUUAUUCGCACGAGAAGAAACUCACACACACUGCAACACACUCGAAUAGAAAAGAUCUGUCAAAGUCUUGGGAUUCAUCUGAAAUGGAAAGUCUUUGGGAAUCCAUAAAAAUGGUUUUGGACAAUAAUUAUAGUAAUUAGGUUAAAGUUAUGUAUGCCAAUACGCGACUUUUUGCAAUUGAAUUGUUUCGAUUGAACUCUAGUACUUACGCAAACGAUAGACACCAUGGUGCAGUGUCAUCCACCGUUGGAAAUACAGGAAUUGCCAAAAGAAGACGAAGAAAGGCUAGAAAAACUCUUUUCUAAAUUAGAUGCCGAUGGAAAUGGUAAAAUUGACAUCCAUGACUUGUCUGUGGCCCUGAAGGAAUUGGCACCGCACAUCAACCGGAGUUAUGCAGAGAAGUUUCUCGCUAAAACUGGAAAAGAUCCAGGGGAUGUUACUCUCUCAGAAUUCAUACAUUAUGUACGAGAACAUGAAAAAAACCUUCGGCUGCAAUUCUCCCAUCUUGACAAAAACAAAGAUGGCAAAGUUGAUCUUGAAGAACUUAUAUCGGCUUUUGCUGAUCUGGGUAUCGCGAUUGGUAGAAAUGAAGCUACUAAUCUACUGAAAAGAAGAGCUGGUUACGCAAAAUAUUGGUGGAUGGAUCAAGACGGCAGUCUGAAUAUCAGCUAUGACGAAUGGCGGGACUACUUGCUGCUCGCGCCGGCGACGGACAUACACGCUCUCAUACACUUCUGGCGACAUUCGACGUACCUGGACAUCGGAGAAGACAUGAACGUGCCAGAUGAUUUCACUCAGAGUGAGCUGCAGUCCGGUAAAUGGUGGAGGCAUCUGCUGGCCGGUGGAAUAGCUGGCGCCGUUAGCAGAACAUGCACUGCCCCCCUAGAUAGACUUAAAGUAUUUUUGCAGGUUAAUCCUACUAGAGAAAAUAUGACUAAGUGCUUAGCUAAAAUGAUAAGCGAGGGUGGUAUCAGUGGGCUGUGGCGGGGGAACGGUAUUAAUGUUAUAAAGAUAGCCCCCGAGUCCGCACUCAAGUUCGCCGCGUACGAGCAAGUCAAGAAAUUAAUAAAGGGCGAGAAGAGAAACCAGCCUCUCGAAAUAUACGAGCGAUUCGUGGCUGGCGCCAGCGCGGGAGCCAUAAGCCAAACUGUGAUCUAUCCCUUGGAGGUGCUAAAGACGAGACUAGCUUUAAGGAAGACGGGCCAGUACGCCGGCAUAAUGGACGCGGCCAAGAAGAUAUACGCUAGGGAGGGUCUCAAGUGUUUUUACAAAGGAUACAUUCCAAACAUCCUUGGUAUUGUGCCUUACGCUGGUAUCGAUCUCGCGGUCUACGAGACGUUGAAGAAGAAGUAUAUCAACAAGUACCAGAAGAAUAACGAGCAGCCGGGCAUGCUGCUGCUGCUGGCCUGCGGUAGUACCUCGUGCACCCUGGGUCAAGUCUGCUCCUACCCCUUGGCGCUGGUGCGGACGAGGUUGCAGGCUCAAGAGAAAGCCGCGAAAGGCGCCGAGGGCACGAUGCGCGGUGCGUUCCGCGAGAUCGUCCAGCGCGAGGGACUGACGGGCCUGUACCGCGGCAUCACACCCAACUUCAUCAAGGUCAUACCGGCCGUGUCCAUAUCCUACGUCGUCUACGAGUACGCUAGCCGCUCGCUCGGUGUUAAUAUGACGUGAAACCUCGGGCCUACUGUUCUGCUUAUUUACAGCAAAAUAAUCAUUGAAUAUGUAUAUGGUUUUGCGUUCACCUCAUGCGCGGUCCGAGGCGGUCGCAGACAAUGACACCCUCAACAUCUAGUGUGAGUCUCUGUUUCGACGUAGGUAUCGUGCCUUUAACAAUUCGAGUCCUCCCCCUCCUCCCCCUCCUCCUCAAACUCGCGAAAACAAAACUUUGACUGCGACCGCAUCAGGUUCACACAUGCCCAUAAGAGGAAGAAAUCUACCGAAACUCCUAAGCCCUUUCAGAGCCUCGUCACAUUUUAAUUUAAGCCUUAGCGAAUUUUGUAUGUCAUUGUAAAUAGCAGUGGUUAUAUUAAGAUUAUUUAUUGUGAAUUCCAUUACUAUUCGUAUUGUGACUGCAAAUAUGUAACAUAUUUGCGGCUUUAGUUAACACUGUAUUUUAAUUGGUUUAUUCGAGUGAGGUGCCGGCUAACGCGCCGAAACAUCUGUGAUUAAAAUAAACUUUUUUUUU